UGCUGGACUUUUUUAAUGUUUAUUUGAUCAAGAGUUUUUGGACUUUAUUAUGUAUGACUGUGUUGGAUAUGAUGAAUGCCAUAACUUACGUCAAGCAUAAAUGCUGACAGUCCUCUAAAUGGUCUCAUAAAUACAAUUUUCUUCUUGAAAACCAAUGUAGUGUCUCAUUUAUGGGGAAAAUUGUGCAAUUGGCAUCAAAAUGGAGUUAAGAAGUUCCCUGAGGAGUCAAAGCAAACAGUCCUUGACUUGAGUCUUCAUUUUUGUGGUGUUAUUAUGUAACUUUGAUUCAUCAGUGAGAGAACAUUUUUGAUUCACUUGUAGUAAAUUGAAAGAUUCCAUGCGUUUUGGAUAAACCUCUCCGACCCAUGUGCGUCAAGAAAGACAGAAGAGAAGAGGAAUCUGCUAUUGACGUCAUGAGGUGAAAUAACCAAAACUCAAAAUCCUGGAUCUGUCUAAAGGCAUGAGUAAAUUUUUCGUCAUCUAGUCGUCAGAGCUGUUUGGCACCAUCUCCAUUUGUUUACCCUUCUUGACUCUUUUUCCACCCAAACAUCGUAUUUUCAUCAUUUCUCCCAGCUUGCCUCUGAUCUGAAUGGUAUCAUGGCUUCUCCUCAACAUCAACAUCUGCUGUUUCACAACAGCGAAGUAAGCUGCGACUCCAGCGGCGAUGGUGCCGUGUCUGUGCGGAUCAGCGGCGCCAAGCCGCACAAACAGCAGCGUGGGAGUCUGGGCGCCAGCGCCAUGUGCAGCAUCAUCGGGGGCUCCAAACAUUGCAAGUACAGCAUCUCCUCCAGCUGUAGCUCAGGCGAAUCCGCCAUCCGCAAACCAGUGGUCAAAGGCCUCCGGACUCAAAGGAAGAUGCCACAGCUGUUCGAAAGGUCGGCUGGACAUUUCUGGAACCCCAAGUUUGACUCCAACAUUCUGGAGGAAGCCUGCCGCGAGCGCUGCUUCCCUCAAACGCAACGGCGUUUCCGCUGUGUGUUGUUUUACUUGGCGGCCGCCAGCCUCCUCUGGGGGUUGUUCUUCAUCGCUAAUGCUAAUCGAUGUGAACGGACUGCCUUCUUAUUGCCCACGGCUGCCUUCCUACUCCUCUGUUCUGUCCUGUUCGUCUUCACGUUCACCCGGUUCUACGUCCACUGCUACAAUCAAGCCUCGCUGUUGCUCAUCGUGGUGACAUUUGCCCUCACUCUUGCACCUCAGAUCCAGACUUCAGGCUUUAGUGAUUUUAAUGUUCCUCCUUUGAAGGAUGAAGAGGACGCAGGCGACUUCAGUGGCGCCGAGGAUAAAAACCUGACGUUUGAAGCCACCCGCAGUGGAGGUCCAGUUGCUCCUUGUUUGUCCCCAGUUGGCACCUUCUCUCUAGGCAUGGAGGUGCUUUCGUUGCUCUACAGUUUCCUCCAUGUCCGUUUGUACGCUUCGCUCCUGCUCGGCUUGCUCUACUCAGUGCUUUUUGAGACUCUUGGCUGGAUGCAUUUGAUUCAAGGCAAUGGCUGGAGGAACUCCACUGAGGAACAUUUGGAAACGCUCUACUGGCUGAUCCCAGGAAGGGUCAUUUUGCAUCUCUGCGCCCACGUCAUUGGCAUCCACCUUUUUAUUAUGUCCGAAGUGCGUUCACGCAGCACGUUCCUCAAGGUCGGCCAAGCCAUCAUGCAUGGGAAAGACUUGGAGGUGGAAAAGGCCCUAAAGGAGCGGAUGAUCCACUCGGUGAUGCCUCGUAGGGUGGCUGAUGAGCUCAUGAAGCAGAGUGAUGACGACAAUGACAAUUCGGUUAAGCGCUACUCGACGGGAGCGGUCAUUGCAGGCGCCUCCAGCCCAAGGAGCACCAAACGCAAGAAGACAUCGAUACCUCGAGGCCAGAUCAUCUUUCGGCCAUUCAACAUGAAACGCAUGGAGCCGGUCAGCAUCCUGUUCGCGGACAUUGUGGGAUUCACCAAGAUGAGCGCCAAUAAGUCGGCGCAUGCCCUAGUGGGACUCCUCAACGACUUAUUCGGACGCUUCGAUCGCCUGUGUGAGCUCACGUGUUGCGAGAAGAUCAGCACGCUGGGAGAUUGUUACUAUUGCGUGGCCGGUUGUCCUGAACCAAGAGAGGACCACGCCUACUGCUGUGUAGAGAUGGGGCUUGGGAUGAUCCAGGCCAUUGAGCAGUUCUGUCAAGAAAAGACAGAGAUGGUGAACAUGCGUGUUGGCGUCCACACUGGCACCGUGCUUUGCGGGAUCCUCGGCAUGAAGCGCUUUAAGUUCGACGUCUGGUCCAACGAUGUCAACCUAGCCAAUCUUAUGGAGCAGUUGGGUGUUGCCGGGAAGGUUCACCUUUCGGAGGCCACGGACAAGUUUUUGGAUGACCGGUACUUGCGAGAAGACGGGCGAGUUACAGAAAGGAUCGGACCAAGUGUGGUUGCAGAUCAGCUUAAAGGUUUUAAGACGUAUCUGAUAUCCGGGAGGAAGGUGAAGCACACCCAGUGGAGCUGCCCUCCAUCUGCUCUGGUGGCUCCUGAGCUCAGAAAGUCUCUCAGCGCCUCGUCCUUCAGCCACAGCCCUGACAUCACAUCCUCAGCCUGCGCUCUGACCCCUGCCCCGGACAGAGCUAAGUCUGCCUGUCCCUCGUGUGGUGCGUUAACUUCUGAAGACGGGGCGGUUCACAGCAACAGCUGCUCAGAUCCUGAUCACAAAACCGUCAACAGCAAGGGACCGCCUGGCAGGAGUCCCAAGACCCUUAAUGGCCUGUUAAGCCCUCAUCUGGAGCAGCCGCUGACACACAGCCAGACCUCUCUGUGCGAGAUGCUGCAGGAGAAGGAGAAGAAGUGGCCCGGAGGAGGAGGCAUCUGCAGCAUGGGAACCAUGGAUCACUCCGCCCUCAUCCCACUGCGCUCCAAAAACUUCCGCGAAAGGAGCGACGCUCACUUCGUGGAUGUGAUAAAGGAGGACAGUCUGAUGAAAGAUUACUUCUUCAGACCGCCCAUCAACAGGUUGAGCCACACUUUCAUAGACAAAUCCCUGGAGUCGGCUUACAGGACCAGCUACCAGGAUGAGGUUAAGACACAGGCUCCUGUCCAGACGUUUGCCAGUCCAACAUUCAGCUCUUUCCUAGACAUGCUCCUGUGCUGUUGUGUUCUCCUGGCUCUCUCUGUGGCCUGCCUCCUGCGACCGCUGGUUACCCAGCAGCCCCUGCCCACACCUGCACUCAUAGUAGCCGCAGUUGCAGCUGUGCUUGAAUGUUUGGCCCUAGUGCUGGCAAUACGGCGAGCCUUUUACCUGGACAGAGUCCUGAACUGCACCAGGACCCUCUUCUGGGCCAUUUCUGGCUGGGUUCCCCGUCACAUGAUCGGAGCGGUGCUGGUGUCUUUACCCGCCGUGGCUGUGUUUUCUCAUAUCACCUGCAAUAUGCAUGACUCCAUACAGUUCACCAUGUUCACCUGCUGUGCUGUCAUAAUUGCCAUCAUCCAGUACAGCAAUUUCUGCCAGCUCAGUUUCUGGAUGCGUUCAAGCCUGGCGACGCUUGCGGGACUCACCUUUCUCAGUGUGCUCUGGAGCCCCCCUUGCAGCACUUGGGAACGUUUAUUUGUGAGAUCCAGUGACUUCAACAGCAGCUUUAAUGACGUCCAAUCCCCUGCAGAAGAUUCAACCCGACUGCAGGACCUGCUCGGCCCGGAAGCUUUGGCUGCCUUCUUCCUAUUGCUCCUCCUCGUUUGGUUCCUAAACCGUGAGUUCGAGGUGAGCUACCGUCUACACUACCACGGCAACGUGGAAGCAGACCAGCACCGCAUCAAGAUCCAAAACAUGCGGGACCAGGCCGACUGGCUCCUGCGCAACAUCAUCCCUAUCCACGUGGCCGAGCAGCUGAAGGUGACCCAGAGCUACUCGAAGAACCACGACAACGUGGGCGUCAUCUUCGCCAGCAUCGUCAACUUCAGCGAGUUCUACGAGGAGAGCUACGAAGGCGGGAAGGAGUGCUACCGUGUCCUGAACGAACUUAUCGGGGACUUCGACGAACUCUUGCGCAAAUCCGACUUUUCCAAUAUCGAGAAGAUCAAGACGAUUGGCGCCACCUACAUGGCGGCGUCGGGGCUCAAUACGCAACAGUGUAGCGAUCAAGCCCAUCCGCAUGCCCACCUGCGAGCGCUCUUCCAAUUUUCUUUGGAAAUGAUGCACGUGGUGGACGACUUUAAUAAAAACAUGCUUGGCUUUAAGUUCAAGUUGCGAAUCGGGUUUAACCACGGACCUCUUACCGCCGGAGUAAUCGGUACCACAAAGCUACUCUACGACAUCUGGGGCGACACGGUGAACAUCGCAAGCCGGAUGGACACGACUGGCGUGGAGUGUCGCGUUCAGGUUAGCGAGGAGAGCUACUGCGUGCUCAGUGGAAUGAACUACGAGUUCGACUACCGUGGUACCGUCAACGUGAAGGGCAAGGGUCAAAUGAAGACCUACCUUUACCCGAAGAACUCAGACAGCGGACCUGUACCUCAAUACCAGCUCUCUGUCUCUCCGGAAAUCCGAGUGCAGGUGGAUGGCAGCAUUGGACGCUCGCCCACCGAUGAAAUCGCCAAUAUGGUCUUAGCGGCCAGUGCUAGUAAAGUAGGCGCGUCGUUUUCUGUGAGCUCAGGACUCACCGGACAGGGAUUUGCUGGUAGAGACUUUCCCGAGAAGACUGGAAGCAAUGGUACGUCGAAGACUCAACGAUCUGCGUCUGCUGUUGGCCUGACUUGCAUACCGGAAACCAGCUUGAGCGCAAGUCCAGCGGUUUUCUGUAAACCACCGGACCCGACUUUGACCUCCCCUCCUGUCCGGGUGGAAAUCGCAGAGGUUGUUGCAAAAAUGGAGGGAGAAAUUGCGUACAUGGGCGAAAUGACAAAACUUUGACUUGAAACAAGCCAACAUUGUUGUCGCUGUUGGUUUUAACCCUUUAAACACAGGCUCUCCAUUGAGUUUGUCGGGAUAGGCGAGUUUAGGGAUGUAUGCUAACGUAGAUUUGCAUCUGUCUAUGUGGAAAGUUUAAGCACACAACCUUGAAGUGUUUAUAGCGCUAGCCGAAUCAGGAGAUACUUCCACAUCUGGUUGGUGGUGCUGGACCGUAAAAACUCGGGAGGAGCCACAUGAACCAUUUCUAUAUGGGAUACGAAAUGCAGAGGAGAUGCAUUUGGACGGCACAGACCUGAAGUCCCAUCCUUAAAUAGACCGCAGUUAUUUCCGCUAAUUUAAUUUUGAAUAUUAUUUUCCUCUAGCUUCUACUAUAGGCUGCCUUUCGUGACUGGUUUUCUUUUAAUGAAGUGCCUUUAGGAUGAUAACAAUAUGUAUGAGGCAUUUUUCAAAAAGGUUUCUCAAUCAAAUCUUUCGCUGAAGAUCUAAAAGAUUUAGCAUGUAAAUUUGAUGUUAGAAAGCGCUUUAAUUUUUGUGAAAGUAUUUGAUAUAUUUUGGAAUAUUUAUAGAUAAUUUGAGUUCUCUCAGUUGGACGUUCAUCUAGUCAGUAUUCAAAACAAUUUUACAAAGCAAAACUCUGUAUUGCGAUGAUUGCUGUUUUAAAAAGACCCAAGAUAAAACCAUCGCGUUGAAUGGUGCAUGGCCAAAAGUGUCUGUGAAGAAGUAUUAGUGAAAUGUAGAGCAAGCUAUGGGCUAAAAUCGCCUACAGUCAACAAUAUCAAACAUCUCUAGCACUUUAUCUUGAUGCAUGCAUUCCUAAGUGUCUGAAUAUGGCCUUUCCGUCUCUUUUUUCGUGAUUUUUCCUAUUGCUCUUCAUUCUGCAGCUAAAUGCUUGGUUGGCUGACUGACAUCUGAAUUUCAGAUGAAAGUUCUAAGACGAUGUGCAAGUUUGCCUUAACGCUAAUGAGAUCAUAGUCUUAAAGGACAAAAAUGCAUUCAUGCAUUAGCUACUGUGACUUUCAGACUUUACACAAAAUAUUAUAUAAAAUAUAAAAAUGGGCAGUCAGUUUUAAGAUAUAGGCAGUUUGUUUACAAGUCAACAUAAAAUCAACACUGACCCCAUUUACUCUCCUAGUCUUAUUCUGGAUGAUCCAUUAGUGCAUGUUGUUGUAAAAGCAAAAAUGUCUGUAAUCUUUCAUCAAAAUUUAAACUUGCGACACUUCUGAAAUGACUUAUCGGCUGAUGUCACCUAGGCUGUGCAGGAAUGGAAAAUAAUGGUAAUCAGUAGCUAAAUAACAUUGUUUUGGGCUACUGUUGUAGGUAGUGCAGCAAUUCAAUAUUAAACUGAUUAUGGCAAUAAUAGCAAGUAGGCCUAAUGAUAGAUUUGAAAACAAUGCUUUAAAAUUGGACAAACUCUGGUCAAAAAUCCUCAAAAAUUGGGUGGAAAAAAGCUGGUAUCGUCUACUUCCACCGUCUAAUCCCAGGGUACUCAACAGGGGGCCCGUCUGCAUUCAUUUUGUGGCCUGCGUCAUGCAGAAGACUAAUGUAUUUAAUCAAGCAAGUCUUAGAUGAGUGAUAAACUGCAUUUCUUAAUCAGUUAAACUGCAAAUAUUGUCUUAAAUAAAGUCUUAUGAUGCAAAUUGUAAUUUGUGGCCCUUCGCAUUUUAUGUGGUUAAAAUGCGGCCCGCUUGGCCUCUGAACUUGAGUACCCCUGGUCUAAUCAAUCCCUGAUGGAUCAAAUUAAAUCCUAUCCUACUUUUUUUUUCUCAUGGAAUAUGUAAUGUUUCACUUAAAAUGACGUCAUAUGAGAGUAUGAGCGUGCCAUUUCAUGUUGGCUUUGAUUUGAAUUAUUGUGCGCUGACAUCUUGAGUGGUAAAAGUUAAUUCAAUUAGUUCAAAUGUGAAAAAAUAAAACUUAAAAGAGACAGUUAAGUCACCAUAGUGGCAUAACAGUUUCAAGGACUGGUAAUAAUCUAGGUAACAUAUAUGUACCAGUCAAAUGUACAGACUCAUGUGAAUAUUAGAAUAGAUUAGACCAUAGCCUUGACUCUGCCUGCUUGUCUUUUGAUGUGCAAUAGUAAAGGGUAAAUUAUUGUAUGGGAUAUUAGCAAAAGGAAGUAGAUUUUAAUCUUUUUAACAUUGAGCUUUGUGAGUAACUUAAUCUGCACUGAUACUACAUACAUUUUACGACUGUCUAAUGAUUUAAAAAUGGAUGUUUUACAUUUUGAUAGCAGUUUAGUGUCUUUGCUUUUUCCCUUACGUUUUGGCUUUAUGAUGGGCGACCUGUAUUAGUUUAAAAGGGUUGUGUGCUCAAUGAUUUGCUAUUGAUUUGUCAUGCUUCACGUUCAGUGGUGAUAUUUAUGGGAAUAUGAGAAAAUGUGAAAUGUAUAACUUUUCUUGACAUUGCUGUGAAUUAGCAAUCUGCCAAGAAAAUAUACAUUUAAAAGGGAAUUGUUAUAAAAGGUGAUUGAUUUGCCAGUAUUUCUCAUUGUAUAUAUUAGUGCCUUUUACUCGUUUAGAAUGCAUUGAUCGGUCAAAUGACAUCCUGUUUAUCUGUUCAUUUUCAUACACUAAAUGCUUGUGUAUGAUAAAUGUCUUGAGAUUCAACGUGAUCUUUAGCGCUGUGCCUUUUCUUAACGAUUAGCUUGACGUGUCCAUUUUCACUGUAUAUUCCUUUUGAAUGUGAACUGCUCUUUAUUUAAAAAUGUACAGGAUGAAUAUUGUCAUUUAUUUACUCCAAGGUGCCACUCUAAUAUGUCAUUUUUAUUCUGUGCUGAUUUUGAUACUGUUCAGUUGAUGUGUUUUUGGUGACACCAAGCAUAGCAAUCCAUGUAUUUAUAAUAUAUUUUAUAGGGCACGACUUUUGCUAAAUAAUAAAAGUGCCCUUGCUGUCUGGAUGGGGAAUGAGCACACAACCCUUAUGGGCUCCUCUGUUUCAGAGUAGUAGAGCAAUAUAAAACUUGAUCCAACUAAAUAAGCGUUACGCUUCAGCCUCCGAACUGCUGCUUGAACUUAGCUUGACGAAGCACAAUUGUGUUUUUCAUCAGUUAUUUUUUAUGGAAAUGUGCUCCUUAUGAACUUUCCAUUCCAUUACUUCUGUUUGAGACUUUAUUGUGAGGAAAACACAUUUAGGGCAAAUGAAAGGGCUGAACUAAUGUAUGAUAACAGAAGAGCCACAUUUUAUUUUUAUUUACAAUCACUUAAGUUGGCCCAAUUGAUGAUUCCAAGCAAUUUGACGUAGGAAACGUGUGUUUUAAUAGAAAUAUCACACACUGGGGACUUCUUGCCAAAGAGCGUAUUUAUUCAAGAAUGUAUGAUUUCGAGUUUCUCUUGGGUUUCUUCAUUUAUAAACUCAAUCUGUAUUCAUUUGUAUAAAUUUUUUUCUCUCCUAUGUUUGUACAUAUGCAUUGCUCUGUGUUGACAUAUAAUUAAUUUUUGUAUUAUUUAUAUCAAUGCAUGUGCCAUACUGUUACAUCAAAGCUAAUGGAUGAAAAGGGAAAGCCAAUAAUACAGUGUUGA
Molecule: messenger RNA, 8372 nt
Organism: Sinocyclocheilus rhinocerous
Lineage: Eukaryota; Metazoa; Chordata; Actinopteri; Cypriniformes; Cyprinidae
Product: adenylate cyclase type 9-like
Exons: 10
Coding region: 598-4857 (1419 amino acids)
Biological process (GO): adenylate cyclase-activating G protein-coupled receptor signaling pathway; intracellular signal transduction; cyclic nucleotide biosynthetic process
Cellular component (GO): plasma membrane
Molecular function (GO): adenylate cyclase activity
Source: RefSeq, a predicted model, not a curated record